AAAGAAUCAGCCCCACCGGCUAAUUCAUCUUAAACCACCGGUCGACUAAUUCUUCCUCUGUAACCACGAAAAACCGCGGACUGAUCUUUGCUGCUUGCUCUACUUUCUGAAUCGAAUUUGCUCACCAUAGAGUCUACUUUUGAAUCAACUCUCUACGCUUAGUACCGGUUAGGGCUACUACUGCUGCUUCUGCUUCCUUUCUUCUAUGGUUUAGGUAAAAGUAACCAUGGCGUCAAGUGCAUUAAAAGAGCAACAGCGAGAUCUAGAGAACAAAGCCAAUGAUUUAAGCAAGCUACAAAAAGAUAUAGCAAAGAAUCAUCAAGUCAGAAAGAAGUAUACCAUCCAGCUCGGCGAAAAUGAGCUCGUCUUGAAGGAGUUGGAUUUGCUGCAAGAGGAUGCAAAUGUGUACAAACUGAUAGGACCAGUUCUAGUGAAGCAGGAUUUGGCUGAAGCAAAUGCCAAUGUUCGCAAGCGUAUAGAAUAUAUAUCUGCUGAAUUGAAACGUCUGGAUGCAGCUCUUCAGGAUCUGGAGGAAAAGCAAACUAGCAAGAAAGAUGCGAUUUACAAGUUACAACAAAGAAUCCAAUCUCUACAGGCUGGGAAAGCCAAGGCCUAAUGUUGUAGGUUUGUACUGAGUACUUCCGUUCGAUGUAAUGAACUUGCUACUAAUUCCAGUUGAACCUCAGCAGGUUCUGAUUGUUUUGGAGGAAAAAUCAUAUAUAAUUUGUUUUUCGGGCUGAAUCCAUCAUUGGUUGUUUACCAAGAAGUUAGUGGCUCUUUUUGUCUGGCACCAACUUUUGCAGGAGAUUUGAGCAUAAUUUUGAAUGAAAUGUGUGGAUUAUGUUUUA
Daucus carota subsp. sativus is the source of this 848-nucleotide messenger RNA. Its product is annotated as prefoldin subunit 6. The record is from RefSeq and is a predicted model, not a curated record. Gene Ontology annotation, biological process: protein folding; chaperone-mediated protein complex assembly. Gene Ontology annotation, cellular component: cytoplasm; prefoldin complex. NCBI's taxonomy places the organism in Eukaryota, Viridiplantae, Streptophyta, Magnoliopsida, Apiales, Apiaceae. Gene Ontology annotation, molecular function: protein-folding chaperone binding. Bases 227 to 616 code for a protein of 129 amino acids. The transcript has 7 exons.